Molecule: messenger RNA, 1754 nt
Organism: Oreochromis niloticus (Nile tilapia)
Lineage: Eukaryota; Metazoa; Chordata; Actinopteri; Cichliformes; Cichlidae
Gene: ciapin1
Product: cytokine induced apoptosis inhibitor 1
Exons: 10
Coding region: 391-1332 (313 amino acids)
Biological process (GO): iron-sulfur cluster assembly
Cellular component (GO): cytoplasm
Molecular function (GO): iron-sulfur cluster binding
Source: RefSeq, a predicted model, not a curated record
CAUCGUGUAGGCUCGGUUUAUGUUUUGUUUCUUUAGUUAAUUCUGCCACCAGAGGCCUUUUAGGAGAGCAGUAGACAGACGUUAAGCCUUUGAUACAGCGGGUAUCGGUGUACCGGUGGCUGCUUGGUGUUCACGCCGUCGUUAGGAGCUGAUUACGGGCCUUUGCCGGUGCUGCGUCGCGCUGUUUGCUUCUCGGAGCUCCUCAAACACCGGAGUCAAGAACAAACUUCUAAUUAUUAGUAUAUCAAAAGGUUUAGCAUGUAGGUGGGUGGGGCUUCGGUGCUGACUUUAGGAGCUGUGUGCCUGGGAUUAGAGAGAAGUGACAUCAGAGAGAAGUUGUGCUGUGCAGUACUGCAAAUUUUGACAUUGAUCAAGUAAAUACAGGAAAUCAUGGCAGACCUUGGCAUCAGAGCAGGAGACAAAGUACUGCUGGUGUGGGCUCAGCCUUCAACACCUACAGCCCUGAAGCAGUACGCAGAGGAGCUGGGAGCGGUCGUCGGUGCGGACGGCAGAGUGGCGGUGGAGAACAUGGAGAGGCUGCUGCUGUCCUCUCAUGCGGCCUCCACUUUCGACUGGGUGCUCUCUUGCCUUUUGGCUGACAGCUCCUCCAUCCACACUUCAGAGACUCUAGCAGAGAUAGCCAGAGUGCUCAAACCUGGAGGGCGGCUGGUCCUCGAUGAACCAGUUACAGGAUCAGAAGGACAAAGUGUGAAGACAGCUGAGAAGCUGGUGUCGGCUCUGAAGCUGUCCGGCUUUAUGUCAGUAACAGAGGUCAGCAAAGCAGAGCUCAGUCCUGAAGCGCUGAGCUCCCUCAGGACAGCCUCUGGUUACCAAGGAGACACCCUGUCUCGAGUCCGCGUAUCUGCCUCCAAACCUGACUUUGAGGUGGGGUCAUCGAGCCAGAUCAAACUGUCGUUCGGGAAAAAGACAGCCAAGCCAGCAGAGAAACCUGCUCUGGAUCCCAACACGGUGAAAAUGUGGACGCUGUCAGCCAACGACAUGAACGAUGAUGAUGUGGAUCUGAUGGACUCGGAUGCUCUGCUGGAUGAAGAUGAUUUGAAAAAACCAGAUCCAGCUUCUCUUAAAGCUCCCGGCUGUGGAGAAGGAGCCGGCAAGAAGAAGAAAGCCUGCAAGAACUGCACGUGUGGGCUAGCUGAAGAGCUGGAGCAGGAGAGUAAAGGAAAACAGAAGACUGAUCUGCCAAAAUCAGCCUGUGGAAGUUGUUACCUUGGCGAUGCUUUCCGAUGUGCCAGCUGCCCGUACUUGGGGAUGCCGGCGUUCAAGCCGGGAGAGAAAAUCGUUCUGGACAACACCACACUGACAGACGCUUGAAACACGAUUUCAGCGACCUGCACUGCUCAAACUUCAAGACAUGACAUUCCUCUUUUCCGACCCUGCAGACACGAUUCCCUCCGGUUACACCCUGAGGAGCAGCGAGGUGCCUCACUGAGCCUUAUUUUGUUUAUUAGUCACACUGGAGUGACACAGGGGUAAAAAUGCACUGAGAGUUUGAGUCCUGCUGUGAUGAGAUUUAAAAUAUAAACUCUCAAAAUGAUCAGUGCAAUUACACCAUACAGAAGUUUUUAUUUUUUCCAGCUCUCAUCUGUCAGCUGGAUUGCAGUUGUCCAUCAUUGAAACUUCAAUAGAAAUGAUUUAUUGUUGACUACAAAGUCUGUAGUGAGAGCACCUUCACCUGAAGGGUUUCUAGGUCAUCCUGAAAAGCUGACACGCUUUCUUUAUUCCUUGUAUUUAAA